Molecule: messenger RNA, 5340 nt
Organism: Puntigrus tetrazona (Sumatra barb)
Lineage: Eukaryota; Metazoa; Chordata; Actinopteri; Cypriniformes; Cyprinidae
Gene: bcl6aa
Product: BCL6A transcription repressor a
Exons: 9
Coding region: 1871-3991 (706 amino acids)
Biological process (GO): regulation of transcription by RNA polymerase II
Cellular component (GO): nucleus
Molecular function (GO): RNA polymerase II cis-regulatory region sequence-specific DNA binding; DNA-binding transcription factor activity, RNA polymerase II-specific; protein binding
Source: RefSeq, a predicted model, not a curated record
GCUGUUGCCAUUACUCACACAUGUUCAUUAGGCUGUUUUGUUGGAUUUUAUGGUUAAAUGUUUACCUCGGCUGAUUUUCAGGCGUUUUGUGGACAGUUUUUAGAGCGGAGUGUUUAUGUAGUGGGGUCCGUCUCGGUGGAGAUACUUUUGACAGUUCAGCUCGUCCUGCAUGAAGCACACUGCUCUGUCAGUCCUCACCGCGGGAUCGCGGGCUUGUAAAUAGUACGUGCGGCCAGCGGAGGGCUGAAAAUUCAGGCGCCUUUUUGUUUUUGUUUGGUUUUUUGUUUUUGUUUUCCCGAACCAGACGGCUCUCAAAGUUGACUAAAUAGCACAUGGGGGUUGAGAUUAUAAACCAGGGGCUGUGCAGUGCGUGGUCGAAUUCAAAUAUACAAGCCUUAAAUCAAGGCAUCCGACGAUUUCGCUCUUUAUCUCGGUGCAUGUUUUAAAACCCGGAGUUCGCUCGGAAACUGGAGUUUGCGCUCUCGCUCGCUCUCUCUCUACACGUUUUGGUUUUGUUGUCCCUUGCCAGAAGCCGCGUACACCUUAUUUUCCAUCUUGCGUGUGUGCUGCUGUAAAUCACAUCCCAUGAUUUGAUUGUACAGCUGUUGAGCGCGCGUUUGUGUUUUUAAAUAAUGCAUUUUUUUUUUCUGGAGCGCGGAGACCCCUAUAUAUGCGAUCGUCGGUGUUGUUAUUUGGUCAAAAAAAACGCGCGAAGUGUUAUUUUAUUCCGGCAAAAUGUGCCAGUGUUGGGCAGCAGGGGAUGCGAUAGAAAAGUUUGCAUGGUUCUGCGGUAGCUGUCACUCGUAACGGCACGAGCGCAGCAGACCUGCACAAGUUUCUCUGCAGCCUGCUCUCCUCUUUUCUUUUUAAAUGUACGCGUUUAUUUGUGAUUUGUAGCCUGCGUGUUGGGCGUUUCGUUUAAAUAACGUGUUUUAACGUUAUCGUCGGAAAUGCAGCUCAUUAGAAAUGUGUAUUGUAUGCGUGUGGAUAAACAGACAGAGGUUUAAAAGAAAAAGAAAAAAACAGACUAUCUUUAAAGCGCUGCUUGGCACGGAGCGGGUGGCUCGUAAAUCUCUGUCCGCUGUCUGCGUGUUGUGAAUCGGGCUCUAUUCCUGGAGUGAGCGCAUUUAAUGGCGUUCGGUUACAUGGGGUAAAAGUGUUAAAUAAGAUUUACCGCUUAAUAAGAUGGAAACCGAGCGCAAGAACGCGAGACAAAUAAGAGCUCGACAGAGAGCGCGCGCGCUCUGCCAUACGACGCUGAUCUGUGUUCGUGAGAAGUUGACGUUGUUUAUACGGCCAUGGUGAUUUAGGGUCGCCAAAUGCCGGCGAAACGGCCAAAAUAUGACUUGACGCGCGAGUUGCAGGUGUCGUUUUGCGUCGCCGAACGUCAAAACGGUCUCCGGGUGACAUCUCGUGGACGCAGGUCUUUCGAUUUCGGGAUAAAACUAAGCUGUUCAGAACAUGAAAUCAGAGGGGCUAGAAAAGUUCUUCGGGGUCAGCAGAAAACGUUUUCAGAGGAGUUCUGAAACAGCUGGCGCGUUCAGGUGUUGUGGUGGAUUUCUGAGUGGGUUUUUUUUUAUUUGUUUGUCCGGUGGUUAAAACCCCGAGCCCUUCCCCGGUCAUCUGUGCCUUCGCCUCCUCACACAAGAGCAUUACAAGAGUCAUGGGCUGAUUAAGCUGCUUUGGCACCACGACAGCGCGCGGUCGGGGAUAUUGAUGUUAUGUAGGCUCAAAUGGAAACAGAAUCUCUAAUACUGAAUGUUCAACAUGUGAGAAAUGUUCGCCUAACUAUUUAAAGGCGUCCGGCGAAAGUGUAUUUGUGUCAAGGCGCCAAGAUGUGACUGGGAGAACCGUCUGAGAUCUCGAAAAAAUGGCUUGUGCAGCCGACAGCUGCAUCCAAUUCACGCGUCAUGCGAGUGAUGUUCUGCUCAACCUGAACCGACUGCGCAGCAGAGAUAUCCUUACAGAUGUCACGAUUCUGGUCAACAGACAACAGUUUCGAGCACACAAAACAGUCCUCAUGGCAUGCAGUGGGCUCUUCUACUCAAUCUUUACUGAUUCACACAAAUGUAACCUGAACGCCAUCAGUCUGGACCCGAAGGUGGACCCAGAGGGUUUCGCAAUCCUUCUGGAGUUCAUGUACACUUCACGUCUCACACUGAAGGAGAGCCUCAUCAUGGCCAUCAUGAACACAGCUAUCUAUUUACAGAUGGACCAUGUUGUUGACACCUGCCACAGAUUCAUAAAGUCCAGUGACUCUUCUAUCAAACUUCCCAGAGAGGACUUUCUGGUCAGCCCCCUGCUUUUACCUCAAGACGUGCACAGUUACAGACCCCACGAGGUGCUGGAAAACGUUCCUGGACGGGGAGCGACUUUCAGAGACGGGAGACCCUAUGGUGUCUGCAUGUUUAAUGGGGUCAACGGUCCUAACAGCUCGUACCUUUACAGCCAGUUUCCCAUGCAAGGUUUUCCCUUUCCUCUCUGCAAGCUGACAGAUACCAAAAACACUUUCUCAGACUUCUCAAAGGGAGGCAUCAUCCAUCACAAACACUGCUCGCCGGCUGAUGGCAACAACCCCGUGCUGGCCGAUUUCACCCGCAGCGCUACCGGCGGGAGCUCAAAUGCUUGCCAUGCCAGUUCAUACUCCUCGAGAGAGCUGGGAAGGGAUGAGGAAAUGAAGCGGGAGACCUUGGAAGGAGUGGUCCAUUCGAUUGGGAUGAGCUCCAGAAAGCACGGCUUCACAAGCUUGGGCCAGGAGCAGCAGCAGAGGGAGACUGGGAAAGAGCAAAGUUCCCUGGCAGAGGAGCAUUUGAGCCACCAACACUAUUCCAUGGGCAUAUCCUCUAAUGGACGCAAAACCUUGAUGAGCAGUCCUCAGAGCCCCCUCAAAUCAGACUGCCAGCCCAAUUCCCCAACGGAAUCAAGCAGCAGCAAAAAUGCUGCCCUCACACAGUCUUCACAACCUCCAACCUCUCAAGGUACUCAAGACCCUAAAGCUCGUAACUGGAAAAAGUACAAAUUCAUUGUUCUCAAUCAGAGCUCCAAGGAGGAGGAGACCAGUCCUCGUGACCCUGGAAUGCACUCGCCACAGAGGCCGGGCUUGUCUGCUUUUCUUCACCAUGUUGGUUCUGAACAUCCCGACUCGAAGGCGACAACAAAGAUCAGCGAACAAGGCGAGGACUUCACCGUGCCUCAGGCCAGUCGCCUCAACAACAUCAUCAACAGCAGAACUCUAGAGGGAUCACAGAGGAACAGCGACAGCCACUCUUCCCUCUAUAUGAGCCAUUUAAAGUGCUCGUCCUGUGGCUCCCAGUCUCCACAGCACUCUGACGUCUGUCCCAACACGUCCGCCUCUCGUCUGGCCGAGGAGAUGUCUGAGAUGCACUCGGAGUACUCCGAUUCCAGCUGUGAAAAUGGAACAUACUUCUGUAAUGAAUGCGACUCCAAGUUUGCAGAGGAGGAAGCCUUGAAACGCCACACGCUUCAGGUCCACAGCGACAAGCCAUACAAAUGUGACCGUUGCCAAGCAGCAUUCCGCUACAAGGGAAACCUUGCCAGUCACAAAACAGUUCACACCGGAGAGAAACCGUAUAGAUGCAAUAUCUGCGGGGCUCAGUUCAACAGACCAGCUAACCUCAAAACCCACACACGAAUUCACUCAGGAGAAAAGCCAUACAAGUGCGAGACAUGCGGCGCUAGAUUUGUGCAGGUUGCUCACCUUCGGGCUCACGUUCUGAUUCAUACCGGAGAGAAGCCAUAUCCUUGCGAGAUCUGUGGCACUCGUUUCCGUCAUCUGCAGACGCUGAAAAGUCACCUGCGAAUACACACGGGAGAAAAGCCCUAUCAUUGUGAGAAAUGCAACUUGCAUUUUCGCCACAAGAGUCAGCUGCGGUUACACCUGCGGCAGAAGCACGGCGCAAUCACCAACACCAAGAUCCAGUAUCGCAUGUCCUCGACAGACCUACCGACCGACUUAACGAAGGCGUGCUGAGAAGGCACUUAGGGGCAGACCUGACCAUGGCAUUAUAUGACCUGACUUGUACAAUCAUUCAAAAUUUUAGUGCCACACUGUGUUAAUCGGACAAGAAAAAAAAAAACGACACUGGCAGGAAAUGCCAGUCUAAACGGGUUUCCUCUACAUUUGAACAUAGAACCACAAUAUGGUCUCUUGUAGUCACUUUAUUGUUUAUAUUUACAUAUUUACAUAUAUAUAUAUAUAUAUAUAUAAAUAUAUAUUAAUGUUGGAAGUGUUUUUACGUUUUGAGUUACUAAAAAAGCUUUAUUUUGUUCGAAGAAGGAUGGAAUGUAAAACAUUUAAAUCCGGUUUUUGAAAAUACAGUAUUUUCUAACGAGAAAAAAAACUUUUCUGAAGGUAUUGGGGGUUUUGAUUUGAGGUUGGAAUAUUUUAAGUCAAACACAUUUCUCGCAAAGCAAAGAAUUGUGUGUCUAUAGAUUUGUGUGUCUAUAGAUAUAUAUAAAAAUGUACAGGUUACACUAUGUUGGAACGACCUCUGUCUUGCAAGAGGAACUCCUAACUGUGACUAUAGCAUUGAAUAUCUUACUUGGUUUUUGUCGUGUACUUUUGAGAAUAAUGGCUGCUCUCUCAAAUGGAAAACAUGCAUGAGGUGGGUUGCCACUGAUAAACUAUCACUAUGUAGGCAACUGCAUAAAUAUCGUGACAUAAAGUGUAAUUACUUUACAUCAAGAUUGCUCUCUGCUGGCAGAGCCGAUCUGGAAUUACAUGGUAACAUAUGCAUUCAAAAGUAAUAAUGAUUAUAAUAAUAAUAAUAAUUAAAAAAAAAAGGUACUGCUAUGUUAUGACCAAGGAGAUAUUUUGCUUCAGAUGUAUUUGUAUAGAAACGUGACUUUUUAUUUCUUUUGGCAAGUGAAGGUUUACAGUUUUGUCGUUGUUCUAGAAGCUACGUAAAAGGUUAUACUAUUGUCUUUCUUUUCUUUUCUUUUUUUGUCUGUGUAUACACUGUGUACUCAAGGUGCCUUUCUCAACGGUGUCUGAAUUUCUUUUCAUUCAGCCCAGCUCUACUAAGGUACAACUGAAGGGCAACACGUGUCCUUUUUUUCCCUUUUUGAGUGUGUAAACAUGUGAGAAUGUUUUUGUGACAGAAGGACGGCGCGACUGAGUGUGUGUGCAUGUGUGCUUUAUAAAUGCUUUUCACACACUUUAAGAAAAAAAAAAAAAAAUGCAAAUCAUUGCGUGAGCUAUACAUCUUCAGGACUUGUUUUGGGAUCGGGCUUUUUUAAAUAAUAAAAAAAAUGCAUUAAGCUUACUGUAAAAUAUAGAUGUAUGAAUGUAAAAUAAAAGUAUUGGAUUUCUAUGUCUAA